This is a messenger RNA of Beta vulgaris subsp. vulgaris (sugar beet), 781 nucleotides long. RefSeq lists its product as hypothetical. The transcript is spliced from 4 exons. The coding region runs from base 93 to 608 and encodes 171 amino acids. NCBI's taxonomy places the organism in Eukaryota, Viridiplantae, Streptophyta, Magnoliopsida, Caryophyllales, Amaranthaceae. The record is from RefSeq and is a predicted model, not a curated record.
UUGUAUCUCAUUUCAUCAUUUGAUUGUUCUAAUAAGAAUAAUAUCUUCUUUCAUUCUUAAUUUCUUUAAUUUUAGUAGUAUAAUUGUUACUAAUGGGUUCAGAAACCUCAAGAUCAGCAGCUUUACUACUCUUGAUUAUCAAUCUAGUCCUCUAUGUCAUUAUUAUGAUAAUUGCUGCUUGGGCUGUAAAUCAUGGAAUCGAAAAAUCCCAUGAACAAGCUUCUAUACUACAAACUCCUGCAAGAAUAUUCCCAAUCUAUUUUCCAAUGGGAAACAUGGCUACUGGAUUCUUCAUCAUUUUCUCUCUCCUAAUUGGAGUUAUUGGCAUAACGACGUCGCUUCUUGGAAUGCUUAAUGUAAUGCAAUGGACUGUUGCUAGUUUGUAUGCUGCUUCUACCUCUUCUUUGGUGACAUGGGCUCUCACACUUCUUGCCAUGGGAUUGGCUUCUAAGGAAAUUGAUAUUGGAUAUACGGAUUCUAACUUGAGGACUUUGGAAGUAAUUAUGAUAAUUGUGAGUGGAACACAAUUGCUUUGCACUGGUGCAAUCCAUGUUACUGCUGAAGAUGUUUAUGGAACUGCAAGGAGGAUGCUUGGUGGUAGAGUGUAAAUUUGAUCAAGCAUGUAAUUAUUUUUUCUUUUGAAAUUUUUAAAAAAUUUAGUUAUUCUAUGUAACCAUUAUUUUCUUCUUGUAAAUGUGAGUGUUACUAUGAUGAGCUUUAUAAAAGAGCCAUCAGUCACAAAAUUUCUUAAAAAAAAUAAUGUAUAACCGUUUGGUGUUUA